Molecule: messenger RNA, 2955 nt
Organism: Salvia miltiorrhiza (redroot sage)
Lineage: Eukaryota; Viridiplantae; Streptophyta; Magnoliopsida; Lamiales; Lamiaceae
Product: sister chromatid cohesion 1 protein 2-like
Exons: 13
Coding region: 230-2779 (849 amino acids)
Biological process (GO): synaptonemal complex assembly; replication-born double-strand break repair via sister chromatid exchange; mitotic sister chromatid cohesion
Cellular component (GO): cohesin complex; synaptonemal complex
Molecular function (GO): chromatin binding; protein binding
Source: RefSeq, a predicted model, not a curated record
AUAAGAAAAGAAAUGGGAGAAAAUGAAUUAAGCAGACAGGAGGGGAGGGGCAUAAUUGUGAAUACGAAUUGUGACGACGGUGAGAAAAUGCGAAAAAGCUUUAAUUUAGUUAUUGAAAAAAUGAAUCUUCCAUUGCACACCUCCUUCGAGUAAGAGUCGACCGUUUUUCUUGCCUGAAACACAUUUAUGAAGCCCAAAGCUUGAGAGCAUAGUUGAGUUUAGAGAGAAGAUGUUUUACUCGCAGUUGCUGCUGUCGAAGAAGGGCGCGUUGGGCAUCAUUUGGAUGGCCGCUCAUUGCCACAAACGCCUUAAGAAGAAUCAAGUCCAGCAAACCGACAUUCCUUCUUCUGUGGAUAAGAUCAUGGAUGAUGAAGUUCCGGUAGUCACUCAUAGAAUUUUAGCCUUCCUUCUUCUAGGCAUCGUGAGAAUUUACUCGAAGAAAGUUGAGUAUCUAUUUGAUGACUGCCAUGAAAUUCUGAACAGACUAUGUAGCGUUAAGACCAGGAAAACUGCACGAGCAGGCAUAGGUGUCUCUAACUCUCAGAGGCAUUAUCACUCUAUUACUCUACCCAAGAGAUUUGAACUUGAUACAUUUGAUCUAGGUCUAGGUUUAGAUCGAGAUGCAAUGGGUUGGAAUGUAAGAUCACGUGAACAAGAGACACGUGCUGAUGGGCGCAAAAAAGACUAUCGUAGAUGUGGCUCAAUUUGCAAGGCUAUUGUUCCAAUUUCUUGCACACCACCUCGAGAUGUGUUUGAAGCCUAUCAGGAACAGGACUUGUUGGUUAAGCCAUCCAGUAAUGCGACCAUUUCUUUAGCUGGUGUGGAGGAACUCCGUCGAACACGUCGUUCUUUAGAAGAUUGUAUUGAUCUUGUUCAGUUGGAUGAGACUGAAAAUGAACAAAUGCAUAAUAAGCUACCCAACAGGGAUUGGAGGAAUUGUCCAAUAAAUGAGGCUGAUUCUGAUUCUGAUUCUGCUGUGCGUCUAUCAAAUACUAAUAGACAUCCUUCUUUACCAAGUUCAGGUCUUGAACUCAUGGUGUUAGAUGAAGCUGAAAAUGAGCAACUGAACAAUAGGCCAUCUCAUGAUAAGGCCAAUCCAAAUUUCAGGGGGCGGAUUCAAGAAGAACAAAUGCAUGAUAAUCUAUCUGACAAUGAUCUGAGGAUUAAUAUCCAAGGGUCGACCAACAAUAUGGAGUCUGAUUUUGUUUUACGUCUAUCCAAUAAUGCAAUUCUUUCGUUACCAAGUUUAGAGAUGCUUCGUGGAACUGUGUUUACUUUGGAAGAUCGUCUUGAACCAAUGGUGUUGGAUGAAGCUGAAAAGGAGCAACUCUAUGUUAGGCCAUCUAAUAAAAUUACAAGUUCAAAUUUCCUGGGGCCAAUUCAAGAUGUGGAGUUGAACUCUGUUAUGAACCAAUCUCAUGAAGGAACCGAUCCUGUAGAAAACUUGGAAAUGCUUCAUGAAGGCAAUUUCUCUUUGGAGCAUUUAUCCACUUUCAACUUAUUGAAAUCGGCUGAAAAGAGAGAUGGGCAUGAUAAGCCAACCCAUGAAGAGCAUGAAGUUGAAGAGAAGCACAUGGACCAUCUGCUUACUCAGACUCGGUCGAGUUUUCAAGAGGGUUUAGACCAAGUUUUUAGUGAAGCAGUUGAUAAUGCAGGGAAAGUGGGUCCGGAACUAGAGGUGAUUCCCCUGGAAAGCGUAAAAUGCCAGAAACCAGAAAAUGUUCAUGUGUCUAUUCAAAAUCCUCACUCAAAGCUUCCAGCAGAUGUUGGCCCCAUGGAAGUUGCAGCUAUUCAGACUCCUGGCAGAAAGGAGCGUGCAAUGAUUCUUAAAAAGCGGAAGGCAUUGGUGGAUGUGGCCACAGUGGUGCCAAAUAAGAUAUUGAAGAGCUGGAUAGAAGAAGAUCCGAUUGACCUAAAACGACAAAGAAAGGAAAUUCCUCGUACUCGGUUACAAGCCUGGAGAACUCAUAAACAUUGCCAUGCACCUAGUAGUUUCCUUGAGCCUUCGAUUCCUGGUGUCUCAGUAAAUCUAUGUUAUAAUGGCUGCUGGGAAAGUUCUGCACCUGAAACUAUAUCUGCCGAACCAUCUGUUGGCCAAGAUGGUCUCCAAGCUUCUACCGGGCAUGGUGCUCAAGAACAUAUCCAAGAAGACAUCAGAUAUCCUAUUACAGAAGAGUCUCCCCGACAAACUCCAGUUGUCAGUUCUCCACUUGCAGACAAACCGAGUGGGCAAAUUUCUGAUGUCACUUCCCUGGUUUUAGAAAAGCCUUCCGGACAAGCUCCAGCUGUCAGAUCUCCUGUUGCAGAAAAUUGUCCUGACCAAAUUCCGAUUGCUCCUGGAACACCCGUUGCUUAUUUGAACUCAUUAAGAUCACAUGAAGCUGAAACAGUCGCUGAUUCAGACAUCUUGGAACCUUCCUCGUCACUUGAAAGUAUAGAGACGACAUUUUCAAACAAACAACUUGGACUGGAUUAUUUGCUUCAGGAGGAAACGAGCUCAUACAAAGGUGAUAGCUUGGAGAAAGAUGCAUUCACUGCUAGAACAAGAAUAAUUGGAAGUUAUCUCGGUAGGAAGAUCCUGCAUAAAAAGAUACGGACAGAUGAAGAAGUAUUGAGCUUGUCGCGUUUAUUGGCAGGGAAAACAAAGAAAGAAAGCACGAUCAUGUUCUACGAGAUAUUGGUUCUGAAAACGCGAGACUGCAUAGAUGUGCAACAGGAGAGUGCUUACCGCGAUAUCCUUGUGCGCGAGACCCCCAAACUGAGGCAGUAUUUCGAAUGAGCAUGGAGUAGUUGAAGCAUUUAGAUGUAAAUAUUGUAGAGAGAGAGAUGUAGCUUUAGCAAAACUAGGAGCUUAGAACUAUUUCCAUGAGGCAACGGCUUUUGCCGACUCCUUCCUUCUGUUAUGUAACUUAAAAGGUUCAAUAUUAUGUGUUUAAGAUUGCCAUGCUCUCCUUA